AAAACAUGCUGCGAUUAAGUCUUUCACCAACAGUUUCAAUGGGAUUUCGUCUGGUAGCUAUGGUGGCUCUAUUGUUUUCCCACGUUGACCAUAUAACUGCUGAGUCAGAGCCAGAAACAGGAGGAAAUGAAACCACUGAAUGUACUGGCUCAUAUUACUGUAAGAAAGGGGUGAUUCUGCCCAUUUGGGAACCCCAAGACCCAUCUUUUGGGGAUAAAAUUGCUAGAGCAACUGUGUAUUUUGUGGCCAUGGUCUACAUGUUUCUUGGAGUUUCUAUCAUUGCUGACCGGUUCAUGUCCUCUAUAGAAGUCAUCACAUCUCAAGAGAAAGAAAUAACCAUAAAGAAACCCAAUGGCGAGACCACAAAGACCACAGUAAGGAUCUGGAAUGAGACCGUGUCAAACCUGACCUUGAUGGCACUGGGAUCUUCUGCUCCUGAGAUUCUACUAUCAGUCAUUGAAGUGUGUGGCCAUAACUUCACUGCAGGAGAUCUUGGGCCUAGCACCAUCGUGGGAAGUGCUGCCUUCAAUAUGUUCAUCAUCAUUGCACUUUGUGUUUAUGUGGUCCCUGAUGGAGAGACAAGGAAGAUUAAGCAUUUGCGUGUGUUCUUUGUGACAGCGGCCUGGAGCAUCUUUGCCUAUACCUGGCUUUAUAUAAUUCUGUCUGUAAUCUCUCCUGGUGUUGUGGAGGUCUGGGAAGGAUUGCUUACUUUCUUCUUCUUUCCCAUCUGUGUUGUGUUCGCUUGGGUAGCAGACAGGCGGCUCCUCUUUUACAAAUAUGUCUACAAGCGGUAUAGGGCUGGCAAGCAAAGGGGAAUGAUAAUUGAACAUGAAGGGGACAGGCCAUCUUCCAAAACAGAAAUUGAAAUGGAUGGGAAAGUGGUCAACUCUCAUGUUGACAAUUUCCUAGAUGGUGCACUGGUUUUGGAAGUGGAUGAGAGGGACCAAGAUGACGAGGAAGCUAGACGUGAGAUGGCCAGGAUUCUGAAGGAACUUAAGCAGAAGCACCCAGAGAAAGAAAUUGAGCAAUUAAUAGAAUUAGCCAACUAUCAAGUCCUAAGUCAGCAGCAAAAAAGCCGGGCAUUUUACCGGAUUCAAGCUACUCGCCUGAUGACUGGAGCUGGCAACAUCUUGAAGAGGCAUGCAGCUGACCAAGCAAGGAAGGCUGUCAGCAUGCAUGAAGUCAACAUAGAAGUGGCUGAAAACGACCCAGUGAGUAAGGUCUUCUUUGAACAGGGGACAUACCAAUGUCUAGAGAACUGUGGUACUGUGGCUCUCACCAUUAUCCGCAGAGGGGGCGACUUGACCAACACUGUGUUUGUUGACUUCAGAACAGAAGACGGCACAGCCAAUGCAGGGUCUGAUUAUGAAUUCACUGAAGGGACUGUGGUCUUCAAACCUGGGGAGAUCCAGAAGGAAAUCAGAGUCGGCAUUAUUGAUGAUGAUAUCUUUGAAGAAGAUGAAAACUUCCUUGUGCAUCUAAGCAAUGUCAGGAUCUCCUCUGAAGCUUCAGAAGAUGGCAUACUGGAAGCCAAUCAUAUUUCUACACUUGCUUGUCUUGGGUCACCCUGUACGGCCACAGUAACCAUUUUUGAUGAUGACCAUGCAGGCAUCUUUACGUUUGAGGAACCAGUGACUCAUGUGAGCGAGAGCAUUGGCAUCAUGGAGGUGAAGGUUUUGAGAACAUCUGGAGCUCGAGGAAAUGUUAUCGUUCCCUAUAAAACCAUUGAAGGAACGGCGCGAGGUGGAGGAGAGGACUUCGAGGACACAUGUGGAGAGCUUGAAUUCCAGAACGAUGAAAUUGUCAAAACAAUUGCAGUCAAGGUAAUUGAUGAUGAGGAGUAUGAGAAAAACAAGACCUUCUUCAUUGAGAUUGGAGAACCCCGCCUGGUGGAGAUGAGUGAGAAGAAAGCCCUGUUAUUGAAUGAGCUUGGUGGUUUCACAUUAACAGGAAAGUGCCUAUAUGGCCAACCUGUCUUCAGGAAGGUUCAUGCUAGAGAUCAUCCGCUUCCCUCCACUGUAAUCAGCAUUUCAGAUGAGUAUGAUGACAAGCAGCCACUGACUAGCAAAGAGGAGGAGGAGAGGCGCAUUGCAGAAAUGGGGCGCCCCAUCCUGGGAGAGCACACCAAGCUGGAGGUGAUCAUUGAAGAGUCUUAUGAAUUCAAGAGCACUGUGGACAAACUCAUUAAGAAGACAAACCUGGCCCUUGUGGUGGGAACAAACAGCUGGAGAGAACAGUUCAUCGAAGCCAUCACUGUCAGCGCUGGGGAAGAUGAUGAUGAUGAUGAAUGUGGGGAGGAAAAGCUGCCCUCCUGUUUUGAUUACGUGAUGCACUUUCUCACAGUAUUCUGGAAGGUUCUGUUUGCCUUCGUCCCCCCUACAGAAUAUUGGAAUGGCUGGGCCUGUUUCAUCGUCUCCAUCCUUAUGAUUGGCCUCCUGACAGCCUUCAUUGGAGAUCUGGCUUCCCACUUUGGCUGCACCAUUGGCCUGAAAGAUUCCGUGACUGCAGUUGUGUUUGUCGCUCUUGGAACCUCGGUGCCAGACACAUUUGCCAGUAAAGUAGCAGCCACCCAGGACCAGUAUGCAGAUGCAUCCAUAGGCAACGUCACUGGAAGCAAUGCUGUGAAUGUCUUCCUGGGAAUUGGUGUGGCCUGGUCCAUUGCUGCCAUCUACCAUGCAGCCAACGGGGAACAGUUCAGAGUGUCCCCUGGCACACUAGCUUUCUCUGUCACUCUCUUCACCAUUUUUGCAUUCAUCAACGUGGGGGUGCUGUUGUACCGGCGGAGGCCAGAAAUAGGAGGUGAGCUGGGUGGGCCCCGGACUGCCAAGCUCCUCACGUCUUGCCUGUUCGUGCUCCUGUGGCUCUUGUACAUUUUCUUCUCCUCCCUGGAGGCCUACUGCCACAUAAAAGGCUUCUAAAGAAACAAUCAGAUAUAGUAAAUUUAUAUAUAUACAUAUAUAUACAUAAAGAGUUAUGUAUAAGGAACAGAGGAAACUGACAUUUGUCAUGUUCACUUAACCUGCUGAUGGAAUCCAGCUUCAAGAACAUACUCUGUACUAGGGCGGAAGUCAGAAACCACCAUCUCCCAUUCCCGGGGCAUCAUCUUUUUUGAACAAGGCGUGGAGGCAGAGUCAUCUUGCAGCUCAGCCUAGAGGGGCUGUACUCUCUCCAAGUUCAUGAAUGGUUUAGGUUUUUAACCUGCUUUUCUUGUUUUGUUUUGUUUUGUUUUGUUUUGUUUCCAGUGGGGUCAGGGAGGUGGCGGUUGGCUUUUGGUUUGGUUUUGCUUCAUUUUGUUUGAAGAGCUAGGACCCUACUUCCCUUUAUGGGAAGUGGUGAUCCACCCAAAGAUGGAUGGAUUUGGGAUCACUCUGGAAAUCAUUAUGAUUCUCUCCUCACCUCCUCCAAACACUAUAAACAUUACUUUGGAUUAAGGAAGGAUUCGGGCAUGGAAGGAGGAAGAAGUACGUCUUGACCAUAUUACCAAAUUUUAUGCUUAUCUCCGAGAUAUGAACAGAGGUGAACCGCCUCAAGGAAGAGAAGCAAGAGAACUGCAUUGAAGCCAGGAAAAGUGAUGGUUCUAGAUGUAGUCUAAGGAUAUGGUGCCUGGCACUCUUGUUCAACAGGUACGGGGAUAAUGUGCCUAGAAUCCCAGGAACAAGCAGAACCCUUCACCGGUUAUCUCUUUAGCUCCGAACUGUGAUUAGCAAGACCCUUCCAGCCCAGCUAAUUUCCCAGGUAUCCCAUCCCAGACCUCCUCCUAUCUACCACCCAACCCCCUGCAAGCAGGAAGACUAACCUCAUCCAAAAAAAAAAAAAAAAAAAAAAAAGGUAAAAAAGAUCUGUCAUCCUUUUGGUCAUCAUGUGUGUCCAGGUCCCAUGUUGACAUGACAUUGCCUGGGAUUUUUCCAUCAGUUUUAUUUUCAGUGGCAUCCAUGGCUUGCACAAUACUGUUCCAGUCAUGACUGAACAUGUACCCUCCUUCAUGUGCCUGUUUGGGAAUGUUGUUGUGAUCCCCAUUACACAGUGCAUGGACGAAAAACAAAUAAAACAAAGUGUAUCUGUAUAUAGUAGAGUAUAGCAAAUACUGUUCUCCCAUUCAGCAAUGUUGAUUGGACAUUGAAGACAUAAGUGAGUUUUUCUUUUCACCUGAGUUGUUUGCUUUGAGUUGUUACUGAGUUUGAGUAUUGAUAGAGAUAAAAGAAGAAAAUGGCUUAGUUUUCAUGAUUCUGCACGUUCAUUUCUAAGAAGCAAUAAUUGUCAGAUGAGAUUUUAAACUUAUUGAGAGGACAGCAGGAAAACUGUACUGAUUUCCAUGGAAUUGUAGCCAUGAAGAGAAUGUCAGAGGCCUCAAGAAUCACCCACAAUUAAUUCAGGCAGGCCAAAGAGAAAGGCUGGGGAGAAAAGUGGAACUUAGGAUGUGCCUGGACUUUUAGAGCCACCGUUUCCACACCACCCCUCCCCCAAAGUAUUUAUUGCACAUCUGCUCUGUCUGGCACAGAUGGUGGAUGGUGCGAGUUCCUUUUAUUUUUUUUUAUGUAGAAGGCUGGCUUGAGCCCUGUUUCAUUCACCUUCUAAUCCAAACUCCCUGAAUUCGCUAGCAACUCGAGUGGAAAAGAAACCAGGGUGACUGAUAGACCUUUACAAGUCUACUGUGUCUGACACAAAGAAGAGCUGUGUCAAAGGGACUGGGGUCUCCCAGGAAGAUGACACCAGGGAGUUUUAACCCUUUGGGAAAAAAACAAAAACAAAAAGCAGCUCUUUCUAUUCCAAAGAUAGACCCAACAUUCCAAAAAGCAGUGAUUCUACUAAGUAAGGAAAAUGGAAUGGCUUUGCCCACUUCUCAGACAGAGACUUCUCUGAGACCUUCAUGGCCCUUUGUGUUGAUUCAAAGAUACUUAAGAAAUAAAUGUUACUAAGACCUCCUUUCUCUUCUUCCACUCAGUGAUCAUAGCUGUGCAUUGUUUAAUAAACAUUUAGUGACUGAGUGAAUAGAUACUUGUUACCCAUUCAAUAGGUCAGUUAAUAUACUACUUCCUGGUAGCUGAACAAUGAGCAAGAUAGCCCAGAUUCCUGCCCCCAGGGGGCAUAUAGUGGAUGAGAUUCCUAUUCAAAGAGUGAGAAUUGACCUAACCAUACUGAGACGGUUCUAUUUUGCAAGAGAAAAAAUAAUUAUGACUUCUCUUUAACACCAUCACAUUAAAAUUGCACAACAGCUGACCAAAUGCUCAUUUUUUUUUUUUCUUUAAAGAAUGUAAUGUUUAGCUUUGGAAAAGUACUCUUUUGUUUUUGCCAACUUGCAGGUUUGUUCAUCUUUCUAAUUUAGACCAAGCAGAGUAAUAAUCAUGGUGGUUACUGAAAUCACUAAGAAGAUCCAGUUAACCUGGUUUUAAUCUAUGUGGCACUGGUACCUUUCCAUAACAACAUACUGCAGCCCACCGACAUUAGUGAUACUGGUGACCCUCAGUGGUACAUUCUAACAUGUCCUGUUCUAAUUUUUGUAAACUUUAUUUUAGAUUUUAAAAGUGGAAAGCUAGCCUAGAACUACUAAGUAAAUACAGUCCAAGGAUAUACAUGGUUAAAGCAUUAGAAAGAUGUUGCACUUUUUUUUUUUUAAAUACAUUCCAUCUUUGGAAUGUCAAUAAUCUUGUAGUGAAUUUUCACAGAGAACAUCCCAAGAAAUUCUUGCUGUUGGUCAAGUUUCAAGUUCAAGCUUUUUGAUUUGUUUGCCUUUUUCAGUCUUCAUGCUGUAGGGAAAAUAUGAUUCUAGAUGUUCAGGGUUGUUAAUUAUUAUGUGUAAAAUGAUUUCAUCUUAUUUGUUUGAUUAUUUUAUUUUGUGUGUAUUGUGCACGGCUUUAGGUGGGACAGGCACUAACAGUACUGUUCCUUAAAAUUGGUAUACAUUAUUGACACAGGAAAAUAAAAUAAAGUUUGUAAUUGUUUGUGAUUUCA
Phodopus roborovskii (desert hamster) is the source of this 5949-nucleotide messenger RNA. RefSeq names its product solute carrier family 8 member A1 (gene Slc8a1). Gene Ontology annotation, biological process: sodium ion transmembrane transport; cell communication; calcium ion import across plasma membrane. Gene Ontology annotation, molecular function: calcium:sodium antiporter activity. Gene Ontology annotation, cellular component: axon; sarcolemma; postsynapse. The record is from RefSeq and is a predicted model, not a curated record. The transcript is spliced from 10 exons. Lineage: Eukaryota; Metazoa; Chordata; Mammalia; Rodentia; Cricetidae. Bases 6 to 2918 code for a protein of 970 amino acids.